AAAAUCCCCAUUUUCAUCUAUCUAAAACCAAAACCCUCUACAAAUUUCCACCCCCAUCCUAUUUCCCAUUUCCUUCUCCCAAUCUCCGAAAUUCGCGGCUCCAACGAUGUCGGCGUACUGGUGGAAGACCUUCCACGACAACGAGGACCGGCCGGAGAAGCCUCGCCGGUACGGCCUCACCGAAAUGCGAGGCCCCAGUCCCUCUCUCUUCGCCCAAAACGUCCUUCAGGAUGUUCUUGAGUCAAUGGGGGACGUUGUGGAUGGGAUGAAGUUUGCUGGAGGCUCAUAUAGCUUGAUGCCCAAGUCGUUUGUUAAAGAAGUGAUUGAUGUGGCUCACAAGCAUGAUGUGUAUGUAAGCAGUGGGGAUUGGGCUGAGGAUUUGCUCCGAAAAGGCCCGUCGGCUUUUAAAGAGUAUGUGGAGGAAUGUAAGAGCUUGGGAUUUGACACAGUUGAGCUGAAUGUGGGGUCUCUCGGAGUGCCUGAGGAUAUGCUUCUGAGACUUGUGCGGUUGAUUAAGAGCGGUGGACUGAGAGUGAAGCCUCUGUUUGCGGUUAAGGUUAACAAGUCUGACAUUCCUGUUGGUGAUAGAGCAUUUGGAGCUUAUGUCGUGCCGCGGCCAAGGUAGACUGAGUUUGUUGAAGAUGUUGAUCUACUGAUUAGAAGGGCUGAGAGAUGCUUAGAAGCUGGGGCUGACAUGAUAAUGAUUGAUGCUAAUGAUGUCUGUAAACAAGCUGCUUCGAUACGGGCGGACAUAAUUGCAAAGGUCAUCGGGCGCCUUGGUGUCGAGAAGACCAUGUUUGAAGCAUCGAGUCCAAGAACCUCAGAGUGGUUCAUCCAGCAUUAUGGUCCAAGGGUAAAUCUAUUUGUGGAUCACUCUCAAGUGAUGGACCUGGAGUGCCUCCGGGGACGUAACUUAGGUGGAAACCAGGCAUCUAUGUUGAGCUCUUCAGUCUUUCUGUUAUAAACUCUGUGAUCAGUGAUCAACCUGAAAACAGGAGAAUGUGACCAUAACAUGUGCGUCUGUGUUUGGGUGUCCCUUGUUGUAUCUGUAGUCCUGUUGCCUUGUGUGUUUGUGCUGGUGAUGUUAUUCAUUUUAUUUUUCUUCACUUUAGAGUUUGUAUUCAUCCUAAAGUCUGUACUCUGUAACAUUAAUAAAUCUUCUUCACUGUCACAGUGCAAUCAAGUUCCCUUCAAAUUUGAAUACCAUAUAUAGGGCUCAGACUUCU
Molecule: messenger RNA, 1226 nt
Organism: Argentina anserina (silverweed cinquefoil)
Lineage: Eukaryota; Viridiplantae; Streptophyta; Magnoliopsida; Rosales; Rosaceae
Product: protein HEAT-STRESS-ASSOCIATED 32
Exons: 5
Source: RefSeq, a predicted model, not a curated record